AACAUGUAAGUUUUGUUUUUGGCUGUUAUUUUGUUUUGCUUUGCACAUUUGUUGUCAUUUUCUGAAUCGUAUGUUCCAUAAAAAUAAAAAGCCACGGACGCAAGAUAACACGACGACGGCAGCCACGAGCCAGUGUGACGGGGACGGUCGCUCUUCAGCGGGCUGGAAAUGUGUUAUGCCGUAAUCGCUCGGUUCCUUCGUCGUCGGAUUGUGCUGGCGAUCAUUUUCCUGCUGUCGCUGACGUACUGUAUGGUGCGAUUAAUCGGAAAUAACGUAUCGCUAAACUUGGACGGUGAUCUAUUUCAAACAAGUCUACAGCGCGAAAAGCCUAUCAUCUGGACUGGUGCCAUUCUCGAGGAACGCAACCGCUCCAAUGAUCUAUCUAUAACCUGCCGAAACUCCGUUCAAGGCAAAGCCCUCAUCGUUGAUGACCGAGGCUACGUUUGUACCAGAUUCGAACUACUGUGGACCGGAUGCUGCAACGUAGAAGUGGAAAGUACCAAACUUUUCCAUUGCGAUACCUGCCAGAACAGCAAUUGCUGUGCGAUUUACGAGUAUUGUGUAUCGUGUUGUAUGCACCCGAAUAAGAGGCCAUUACUGGAAAGGGUGCUGGCCAAAGCAACCGGGCGUCAAAUCGCGGUUUACGCCACCGUGAACGACCAGUACGAGCUGUGUCUGACAAAGUGUAGAACCAAUUCGCAUUCAGUGCAGAAUGAAAACAAAUAUCGCGAUCCAAAGUUAAAACACUGCUACGGCGAAACCGAAGAACAACUCACUGCUCAGAACAGCAGAAACAGUGCCAGUGGUGCAGUAGACACAAGUGACAACCAUAAUCCCCUAAUAAAUAGUGUGUAGGUGAAAGAAUGCUGAUAAUGUGAAAACUGUUUGCGGUUUGUGAUAAGAAGUCAGAUCCAGACAAAUAAUGAAAUAUUUUUGUAUUUGAUUUAUCGUAAAGCAACCGAAAAUGAAUCGCAACUUUGAAAGGCAGAUUGAACAUUUCAAAUACAGACUGACAUCCUCGCACAAAUAUCGCCGCCUGGAUCAGCG
This is a messenger RNA of Armigeres subalbatus, 1047 nucleotides long. RefSeq names its product SREBP regulating gene protein-like. Gene Ontology annotation, biological process: positive regulation of SREBP signaling pathway. NCBI's taxonomy places the organism in Eukaryota, Metazoa, Arthropoda, Insecta, Diptera, Culicidae. The coding region runs from base 169 to 855 and encodes 228 amino acids. The transcript is spliced from 4 exons. The record is from RefSeq and is a predicted model, not a curated record.